AUGAUGGGCUACUUCUGCCACUGUCGAGUCCGCGAUGAUGCUGUCCAGGUCCGUCGUCGAACUGGUUACGAACGAGUCAACAUUUCCUUCAAGCGGACGGUGGGAGGAUCAGACAAUCAUCAGGGACUCCUGGCCACCGGCAACUGGCGUAAGAGCGUUACUAUUGCCUUCGACGUUCAGAUGCUGAACGCCGAUAAACCCGCGCGAGUUUGGCCUCCCUUUUUCAAGCUAUACGAAGAACUAAGCAACGUGCACGGUUCAUCCGACAAGGUUAAAUCGGUCAACGAAAUCGAUGAGGUUGAGGACCGUAGCUUCGCUGUCCCGACCAAAGCCCUUGAUAACCCGUUUUACGCGAAAUCAAAGUCCCAAACCAGCGUCGGAGUUAACAAUGAUGAGGACAUUUCGAAUCUAGCAGGGCCGAUAAGCGAGUUUCGCCCCGUCUUUGAGAUGUAUCACGAGUGGAAUCACGAGUUCCAGGGCAGGAACAUCGCCGCCUCGUGA
Messenger RNA from Cladophialophora bantiana CBS 173.52, 501 nucleotides. RefSeq lists its product as uncharacterized. NCBI's taxonomy places the organism in Eukaryota, Fungi, Ascomycota, Eurotiomycetes, Chaetothyriales, Herpotrichiellaceae. The record is from RefSeq and is a predicted model, not a curated record. Bases 1 to 501 code for a protein of 166 amino acids. The transcript is spliced from 3 exons.